AGUUUAAUUGUAAGCAAACGUGAAUCAAAUAAAAAACUUACCGUGUCAUAUUCUAAGAGGAAACAGGUUAGAUACUAAACUUUACCAUAUUGUUACCUUAACUUUACCUAAAUAUGGGUUAUUGCCAUUUGCUUAACUCGGUAAACCGUCUCAAAGUCCCAGCAAAUCGAAUAUUGAAAUGUUUUAGCUCAAACAAGCGGACCGUCUCUUCCGUUUUGACUAGCACAAAUGAAGCCAAAGUCAAUGUUGGAAUCACUGAUUUAUCUGUUGGUUCGGAAUAUGAAGGUUUUCAAGUCAAAUCUAUACAAGAAGUACAAGAUCUUGCACUGACUGUAGUAAGACUUUCUCAUUUGAAGACUGGAGCAGAUUACCUCCACCUUGCUAGAGAAGAUGCCAACAAUGUUUUCUGUGUUGGUUUCCGCACUGUUCCUAAAGAUUCAACAGGAGUGUCACAUAUUCUUGAACACACUGUUCUGUGUGGAAGCAAACAGUAUCCAGCACGAGAUCCAUUCUUCAAGAUGCUCAACAGAUCUCUAUCAACAUUCAUGAAUGCCAUGACAGGGCCCGAUUACACAAUCUAUCCAUUUUCAAGUCAAAACUCAAAGGAUUUCAAAAACCUUUUGUCUGUCUACUUGGAUGCAGUCUUUUACCCUCAUCUUAGAGAACUGGAUUUCCUUCAGGAAGGUUGGAGACUUGAACAUGAGAACCCAUUAUCCCAAGAUACUCCUCUCCAGUUUAAGGGAGUUGUAUUUAAUGAGAUGAAGGGUGCUUUUUCUGAUCCAUCAUAUGGAUUGAAUCAACAGCUUGUAAGGAAUCUCCUACCAAGCCACACCUAUGGAAAUUGCUCUGGAGGUGAUCCUCUCAAAAUCUUGGAUUUAACAUGGCAGCAAUUAAAAGAUUUUCAUGCAAAACAUUACCACCCGAGCAACUCUAGGUUUUACACUUAUGGUAACAUGCCUCUGAGAGACCAUUUGCAAUUCAUCAAUCAAAACUAUUUGAAAAGCUUUGAGCGAAUCUCACCCAGCGAAGAAGUUCCAAACGAGAAACGUUGGGUCCAACCUCGACAAAUCAGUGUCGAUGCACGAGAAGAUCCGUUCGCACCGAACCCCGAGAAACAAGCCUCAGCUGUUGUUAGUUAUGCUCUCGCAGAUAUCAACGAUCUGUACGAGACUUUCGUGUUGCAAAUUUUAAGUGAACUUCUCACUGGAGGACCUAACUCACCGUUUUAUCGCAAUUUGCUUGAGCCGAAUAUCGGUACAGGUUACUCACCCGUCACCGGAUUUGAUAGCCAUACCAAAGACACCACUUUUACUAUUGGAUUGCAGGGGGUUCACAGCCAAGAUGUGGAAAAAGUUUUGGGGAUUAUCCGCUCUACGUUUGAAGAAGCUGCCAGAGAUGGCUUUCCGGCUGAACGAAUUGAAGCAGUCCUCCAUUCCAUCGAAUUGGCCGUGAAGCACCAAACAUCCAGUUUUGGUCUUUCGAUGGCUAUGAAUCUGACACCGCUUUGGAACCAUGGAAGUGAUCCUGUAGAAGCGUUGUAUAUCAACGCAAAAGUGGAAAAAUUCCGUCAAAACUUGCGUGACAAUCCCGACUAUUUGAAGAACAAAGUCCGCCAGUAUUUCGUCGAUAACACGCAUAAGCUAGUAGCAGUUAUGCAACCGGACAAGGACUUUGAAAUGAAAUUGGAACAACAAGAAAAAGCCAUACUUGAUGCCAAAUGUCGGUCCUUGACCGAUAAAGACAAGGCUUCCAUUUUCGCCAAAAAUCAAGAGCUUCUUGCCAUGCAAAGCAAAGUAAAUGACACCGAAUGUUUACCAACACUCCAUCUCAGCGAUAUUUCCAACCAAGCGGAACAAGUGCAGUUGGACAACGUGAAAAUACUUGGAGUUCCUCUUCAAGUAGCUGUGCAGCCAACUAACGGCAUAACGUACUUUCAUGGCGUGUUAAACACGGCAGACUUGCCGGAGAAGCUGAAAAUUCAUUUGCCUUUGUUCGCUAUGGCUGCCACAAAAAUGGGUGCGGGAGAUAUGGAUUACCGUCAGCUGGAUCAACAGAUCGAACAUAAAACUGGCGGACUCUGUUUCGGCAUGUACCUAACCGAAGGUCCUGGUUCCAUCCGCUCUUUUGAACAGGGAAUUCAAUUUUCGUCCCACUGCCUAGAUCGAAAUCUUCCCGACAUGUUUCAGUUAUGGCAAUCCGUUUUCAACCGACUUCGCCUAGUAGACGAGGAUCGACUGGAGACGCUCAUUCGAAAUUUAGUAGGCGACUUGGGUAAUAGUCUUACCCACUCUGGACAUCACUACGCCAUGACUCACGCUGCAUCGUGCCUCACGCCAACAGCCCACCUCAAAGAGUCGGACGAAGGAGUGACUUACAUCAGGAGGGUGAAAGCCAUAGCUGAAACCAAUCAGUUUGAACCGCUGCUUGAAUGUAUGCGUGACAUUGCCAGUCAUUUACUAGUUAAAAACAAUAUGAGAUGUGCUCUGAAUGUUACGUCCGAUUCACGAGAAGAGGCUAUUAAACAAUUGGAAGGAUUUGUGUCUUCAGUCAAGGGAUCACCUGUCGACCAAGAUGUGUGGACCAUUGAUAAUGAAUUCCAACCCAUUAUUCAGCGCAGCCAUUACGUUUUACCGGUUCCUGUCAACUUUACUUCAAAAGUGUUACCUGGUGCUUCUUACUUAUCGCCGGAUUACGCUCCGCUUCGAGUACUAGCCGGCAUCAUGUCAGCCAAGUUCUUGCAUCCUGAAGUUCGAGAGAAAGGUGGAGCUUACGGUGGCGGAGCCAGUGCUUCAGCAGCGGGACUCUUUUCAUUCUACUCGUAUCGCGAUCCCAAAUCACUAGAAACUAUUGAGACCUUUGAUCGAGCUGUUGAAUGGGCUCUCAAAGCUGACUACAACGACGAAGCGAUCAAAGAAGCUAAACUUCGAGUCUUCCAGAAGAUCGAUGCUCCAACUCCGCCAUCUGGUAAAGGCAUGCGCCUUUUCCUCAGCCAUAUCACUGACGAGCAAUUUGCUGCCCAUCGUCAACAAUUGGUUAAUGUAACUAAAGAUGACCUGGUCCGAGUUUGCCAAGAGUAUCUCCGUCAACCAGCCGUCCAUGGUGUCACCAUAAUCGGCCCACCCAACGACACAACAGCAAGAGAUCCCUCGUGGAACGUGGAAUUCUCUUAGUUUCUUUAUGAAAUUUGUUGAAUUAGAAAACAUAUCCUAGUUUUUUGUUUUUGUUUAACAAAUAUUGUGUUCUUAUUCUUGAGAACUGUUCCAAAAUAAACUCUUGAUGUUUGAG
Messenger RNA from Daphnia carinata, 3285 nucleotides. RefSeq names its product presequence protease, mitochondrial-like. Lineage: Eukaryota; Metazoa; Arthropoda; Branchiopoda; Diplostraca; Daphniidae. The transcript has a single exon. Gene Ontology annotation, molecular function: metalloendopeptidase activity; metal ion binding. Gene Ontology annotation, biological process: protein processing. The coding region runs from base 114 to 3170 and encodes 1018 amino acids. The record is from RefSeq and is a predicted model, not a curated record. Gene Ontology annotation, cellular component: mitochondrial matrix.